AUGGAGCUCGCCCGGCAGCCCGAGGAGCCCGGGCCCGCGGGCGGCGGCCCCGCGCGCCCGGCGGGCCUGGCGUCCCUCCUGGGCCGGCUGGGGCCGCGCUCGCCCCUCGGCUCGGCGGGGGCGCCGAGCCGCGGCGGCGAGGGCUGCGUCGAGGACUGGGACUGCGGCUUCGUGCCCGCGAUGGGCAACUUCAGCAUCCAGUACAACUUCACUUCGGCGUCCAUAGCCGUGGAGAUCCUGAACAAGGCCGUCGAGGAGCCUGCCUGGAGCCAGGAGGUGACGCUGCCAGCCGCGUUCCUGGGCUGCAUGUUCGGGAUGGUGACGAUGGGCCGGCUGGGCGACGUGAUUGGGUGCGUGCAGGCGAUGCGGGUCACGUUGCUGCUCACCGUGGUCGGGUCCCUGGUGCCGGCCAUGGCCUUCGGGUCGCCGGACAGCACCUAUUUGAUCUCGAGGGAGGGAAAUCAGCAUAACCAUUAUUUUUCUAGGGACCGCGCAAAGUUCCCUGAGGCUGCGCUGGCGUUCCCGGCGCCGCCCCGGGCGCUCUCCGCGCGCCAAGAAGGUGGGCCCAGCGCCCACCCAGAAGAUCCGCGCGGACCUCCGAAAGCUGAUGUGUUUGCAUGCCGUCUUUCCUGCUCGACGGUCGUGUGCCUGGGCCGGCUGCUGCUGGGCGUCGGCGUUGGCGGCAUCUACCCGCUCUCCGCCGUCUCCUCCGCGCACGGCGGGCACGGCGCGGGCGGUGCCAGCGGCCGGGUGGCGCGGGCGUUCUUCUGGCAGUCCGUGGGCCAGGUGGUGCCCUACCUGGUCGCGAUGGCGCUGCUGAAGGGCAUGCCGGUCAGGGAGUCGAGUCUGUGCAGGAUCCCGGUGUGGGAGUUGUGGCAGUUCCGGCUGCUCUUCGCGCUGGGAUCCGUGCCUGCUUGCAUCGUUUGGUUGGCUUCCCUGCGCGACGAGGGGCCGCGGCGGCCGCCGGACGCCCCCCGGCGCGCGCGCAGCGCCGUCGCGGCGUCGGUGAGGCGGCAGCCGCGCGAGGUGCUGUGGACGCUCGCCGGCACCGCGUCCGUCUGGUUCCUCUACGACGUGGCCUUCUACGGCACCGCCGUCUUCACUCCGAAGAUAUUGGAAGCGAUCUGCCUGAGCGGGGACAAGGUUGGGGGUACGUGCGAGCAGUCGCUGUACCAGACCUCGCUGGAGUCGGUGAUCGUCACCCUGAUGGGGCUGCCUGGUGCCCUGCUGGCUGUUGCACAAGUGAGUUCGCUGGGGUCCAAGAAUCUGAACGUGUGGGGUAACAUGCUGAUUCCCUUCUUGCGGUGGUCUUCGGGGUCAUGGGCGUGGUGUGGCGCGUGGACCAGCACCAGGAGGCGCUGCUCUUCGUGCUCUUCUGCCUCCUCCAGUUCCUCCUGAGCUGGGGGCCGAACCUCGGCACGUACGUCCUCCCGGCGGUCUGCUUCCCCACGGACGUCCAGAGCACCUGCCACGGCCUGUCCGCGAUGGGCGGCAACCGGCUCUGGAACACGGCGCUGGGCGUCCCGGGCGUGCUCUGCAUCCAGGCCGCCGCGUGCCUGCUGGGAGCCGCUGCGUCGCAGGCCCUGCUGCGGCACGACUGGGAGUACGCCGACGCCGCGGGCCGCAGGGAUCAGGAGCCGGCUUGCCGGGUGAUGGCACCCUGCGGCCACCCGAGCCGACCUCUGGCGCGCCGCGGCCCGCGCGGGGAAGGGCGGGCGGGG
Messenger RNA from Prorocentrum cordatum, 1721 nucleotides. The record is from the annotation of a GenBank genome assembly. Lineage: Eukaryota; Dinophyceae; Prorocentrales; Prorocentraceae.